AUGGCUGUACAAGGAAUAUGCGAAACUCGUUGGGUCCAAAGGCAUGAUGGACACUUACAAUUUCAGGGCAAUAACUUGGUCAAAAUGUGUAAUGCUCUUCACAGAAUUACAACUUGGCAGGACAGCAAAACCGCGAGUGACGCUCAAUGUCUCCGACAUGUUUUAUGCAGUUCUGAAUUCAUAAUUGCAUCUGUAUGUUUGAAUGAUGUCUUAGGUACAACAGUGUCACUUAGCCGUUUUCUUCAGACUUCGUCGAUUGACUUAAAAAGGGCAACCGAUGCAAUGAAAGACACUAUUCAUAUUCUUAAGCAAAAGAGAACCGAGAGUGAUUCUGUUUUCCAGCAACUAUUUUCGGAAUCAAAAGAGAUUGCCGAGCAGUUGGAUGUGGAGAUAAGAUUACCGAUAAUUGUUCCUAGACAGAAGCACCGUGAAAAUAAUCAGCCAGGUCAAUCUGCAGAGGAAUAUUUCCGCAAAAGUAUAUAUAUUCCUCUCUUGGAUUCAAUAAUAGUCGAUUUAGAAGAACGACUAUCUCCAGAGGUGCUGUCAUUAUUUCAGUUGGGUGUCUUUUUACCAAAAACUGAGUACUCAGAAGUUGACUUGGUAGCCGUACGGGAAGCUGUUAAAAUAUACCAAAAGCUUCUACAUAGUCCUCAUGUAUCUAUAGUACUGUCGGAAUUUCAGCUUUGGGUUACAAAAUGGAAACGCGAAGUAGAAAGUGGUAAUAAAUUACCCGAGUUCCUACCUCAGAUAAUAGAACAAUGUGAUACAGAUUUAUAUCCAAAUAUUCGUGUUCUAUUGCAAAUACUCGCUACACUCCCUGUAAGUGCAGCUACAGCGGAGCGAUCAUUCUCUACUCUCAGGCGUCUUAAGACGUGGCUUCGUUCAAACAUGGGAGAGGAACGCCUCACCGGUCUCGCUUUACUCAAUAUCCACAAGAAAAUACCCGUAAAUGUCGAUGAUAUAAUUUCUAAAUUUGGAAAAACCAAACAAAGAAGGUUAAACUUUGUAAUUUAGUUUUAAAAACUAAAAAUGUUAUAAUAUUAAUAAAGUACGAAUUUUAAUUAAUAAUUUACUUUCAU
Myzus persicae (green peach aphid) is the source of this 1079-nucleotide messenger RNA. Its product is annotated as zinc finger MYM-type protein 1-like. Gene Ontology annotation, molecular function: protein dimerization activity. NCBI's taxonomy places the organism in Eukaryota, Metazoa, Arthropoda, Insecta, Hemiptera, Aphididae. The coding region runs from base 1 to 1014 and encodes 337 amino acids. The transcript is spliced from 2 exons. The record is from RefSeq and is a predicted model, not a curated record.